AUGAAAAAAGAAUUGCUGAUCAAGGGACAUGGGAUACGGGGGCCAGAAAGAAACGAAAGCGCGGCCGAAGGAGGUGCGGCGAUGAAAGCCCCGUCCUUCUUGACCCUUCUGUAUAAAAGACAAGAAGAAGGCGCCAGCCUGAUCUAUCCGGCGAUUUUUCACUUCAGUUGCCAGCCAUUGCAAGGCCAAGAAGCCGUUUUCGUGUGCACUUUGCUUGGGGAAUUUGUGGGAAUUUAA
Messenger RNA from Bursaphelenchus xylophilus (pine wood nematode), 237 nucleotides. The record is from the annotation of a GenBank genome assembly. NCBI's taxonomy places the organism in Eukaryota, Metazoa, Nematoda, Chromadorea, Rhabditida, Aphelenchoididae.